AGGCGCUGGGCCGCCACUGCCGCCGCCACCACCGCUGCUGCCGCCGCUGCCGCUUCCCCGGCUUUGGGGCGCGAGGAUCGGCACCGGUCCGGGACAGGCUCAGGCGCCCUACACAGGAGCUCGAGACGGUGUCAGGCUGCCCCGGGCUAACCCUGCGCGGCUCGGCUGCCCGCGGGCGCCAGAGGCCAUAUUGGAGGAGCGGCGGCCGCGGCGGGAGGAGCCAUGUUGGCGGCUGUUUAUCCCACUCCCCUCGGGCUCGACGUGCCCGCCCCGCGCCCCCUCCCCCAUCGCCAUGCCCCCUCCCCUCCCCGCGGGCGGGCAAUUCAAACCCGAAAGGGCGGGAAGGCGGCGCUCGGGUUUGGCGGGCGGGGGAGCGCGCUGCCGCCAAAAAACCGCCGCCGUGAGGGGGCGGGGCCCAUGUCCCUUGGGGCGGGGCUUCGCAGUGUGGCCCCGCCUCCGCCCACGGCCCCGGCGCACGAGACUCGCGCCGGUGCGCGCCGCUGCCGCCCACGAGUUCCCCCGGCUGCGCGCGCCUCCGGUCUCCCGCCCUCGACGGCUGCUAUGGUAACGGCGCCCGGGCCCCGCCUCCGGAGGGGUUUGUUUGCACCAUCGGCAGCUGUUGCUGCUCCCUGGCGCGGCGGCGCGGGCCGCGCUGCUCCGCGCUUCUCGCUCCGGUUUAGCGCGCGCCGCCCGGGGCGGCUCGACGGAGACUCUGGGCAGGCUGGGGCCCGGGUACCCGCUGUCCCUGCGCUCUCUGGGCCACUUCGGGCGCGACGCUUACACAGAAGAGCAGUCCGCUCUCCGAGCACUUCGGGCAGCGUCACGGGAGCUGGGGAUGCUAAAACCGGAAGAUUUGCGUGUCCUAGAGAAGUUGCUGAAGGGGAUGCUAAAGGAGAUAAAGCCAAGGUGAAGGAUGAGCCACAGAGAAGAUCUGCAAGGUUAUCUGCUAAACCUGCUCCUCCAAAGCCAGAGCCCAAACCUAAAAAGGCCCCUGCAAAGAAGGGAGAGAAGGUACCCAAAGGGAAAAAGGGGAAAGCUGAUGCUGGCAAGGAUGGGAAUAACCCAGCAGAGAAUGGAGAUGCCAAAACAGACCAGGCACAGAAAGCUGAAGGUGCCGGAGACGCCAAGUGAAGUGUGUGCAUUUUUGAUAACUGUGUACUUCUGGUGACUGUACAGUUUGAAAUACUAUUUUUUAUCAAGUUUUAUAAAAAUGCAGAAUUUUGUUUUACUUUUUUUUUAAGCUAUGUUGUUAGCACACAGAACACUUCAUUGUUGUUUUGGGGGAAGGGCAUAUGUCACUAAUAGAAUAUCUCCGAAGCUAGAUUGAUUCAAGGGGAAAAACACCAUUCCCUUCUAGUUCUGAGAAACUUCCUCUUGGUUCCCAGGAGGAGCAAUUCCUUGAUGUUGACACACAUUAGCCACCUUGGCACAAAUGCCUUGUAGGGUGGAAAAUCUAAAAUUCAUUUUUUAUGUCCUUUUCUCCCUCUGCCUUCAACAUAGACUUGACUCCCUUAAACCCAGAGACCUGUUGGAACCUGACCCCAAGAAAUGGUUCCCAGUAUGUCAGGCAAUCUGGACUUUACAGUGUCACCAUGGAGAUGGCAUCCCUCAAAAGAGUUCCUUUUUUAGCUUGUGGAGCUUCAGAUUGAUAAUUCUGCCAUUUUCAUUUCAUUUCCUGAAAGUCAGGGUCGGCUUGUGAAAAGUUGUUAAACAACAUGCUAAAUGUGAAAUGUCAACCCUCACUCUAAACUUUCCCUGUUCAGAGCAUCAAAUGAAGAUUUCAUUGGGUUUUAUAGUGGCUUUCUGAUUUUGGUAGUCCAUUGAAGAAGGGAGUUUGAAAGUUGUUGUAUACUGUUAACGAUUGUCUGCCCAUGUCCUGCCUGAAAUACCAUGAUUGUUUAUGAAAAGUAUCUUUAAUAAAGCUGGAUACAGUUUG
Molecule: messenger RNA, 1936 nt
Organism: Panthera uncia (snow leopard)
Lineage: Eukaryota; Metazoa; Chordata; Mammalia; Carnivora; Felidae
Gene: HMGN2
Product: high mobility group nucleosomal binding domain 2
Exons: 6
Coding region: 223-1131 (302 amino acids)
Biological process (GO): chromatin organization
Cellular component (GO): nucleus; chromatin
Molecular function (GO): nucleosomal DNA binding
Source: RefSeq, a predicted model, not a curated record